AAAGUAAACAAAUGUAGCAAGCCAAAUCAUGGCAAGCUCCAUUUCAAGUGGUUUUCGUGAGGAUUGUUCCGAAUUUUUGUGUGAUUUUGCAAAAUUGAAAGCAACAGAUUAUCAAACAUUUAGUCAAGAAUGGAAGAGAACCAAUUUCCAGUAUAUUUUUUUCGGGCGGAAUACCGAUGCAGAAAUGGCAGAAUAUUUAGGAGAAAUCUUUUAUAAAGUGAAAAGAAUGUUUAUCGCCUCAAAUAAUCCAUUCGAACGAAUAGGAUCGUUUUACCUACUCUAUACGUUGUAUUUUAAACAGCCGUUAUUUAUGUUCAGCAAAAUACGACUGACUUUGACAGAGUGGCGUAUGAUGAAAACAUUUGCAAAGUAUCCUUACAAUGAGAAAGAAUUGCCGCAAAUAACAGUUAUCCUAUGGAAAAUGUUCAAAUCAGAUGCAUUUCGUUUCGUACAAGACGAACUAGAACGUGGAUUCGAUCGAUUUUAUUUAAAAAGCUUUGGAACGAGUUAUGACAGUUCAAGUUCGUACAGGACAAUCAGAGAUUUGGAAAAAGAGCUACAAACAUUGACGGCGCCUGAUGGAUUGAUAAAUGCCAUGGAAAUUUUGGAAAUGGGUUAUAACGAAAUGAAGGAAGCCCUGGACGAUAAUGGUGUAACCACGGCUGAGACAAUAAUUGAUGAUAAAAUUCCACAAUCAUCGUUGAUAAGAACAAUGCAUCAGGAUUUAGACUUGUUUAAGCGCAUGCUUUACAAUAACGAAACCCAGGGUUCAUCUCGCAUAGAUGCAAAUGUGGUAAAAAACGACAAUGACCCCGUGGGAGCCAAACGUUAUGCAUUAAGAAGGAAGGCUUACAAACGAGAAAUUAAAAAGAAGAUGUUUCGCAUUGCCGGCAAGGUCAGUCCUCUCUUUUCUGAGGAAUCGGAUGAUCAAAUUUCAUCUUCUACAUUAGAGAAAUUAACAACAAGAAAUCACCAGAAGGAAGAUGAUUUCGAAACUAGCGCAAUUCGAAACAUUCGUCACAGCAUGUUGAAAUUAAGUGAUCAUAAAACGGAAAAUAGCUAGUGGAGUCAUAAAGCGCGUGGCCACGGAGUUGACAAAAUGUUGAAAAAAAUUUCAACUUUGUUGUCAAUGUUGUUAAUUGGUUGUCAACUACAAAAAAGAGCUUUUCUCGUGGUCGCAACAAAAAUAUACACAACAACGAUAAAAAGCUCAAACAUCCGAAUAUCAUCGAUAUUUUGUUUAAGAAGUACUAAAUAGGUACAUAAAUCAAUCAGAAACAUGCAUUUUAGCAUCAUUAUGAUAGCAAUGGGCUCAGUUAGUUAGUUAGUUCUUUUAUUUCCAUUUUUAAAUUUCAUUAGUAUGAACAAUUGUUUGAAAUCUUACGCGAUAAUGGGUACGAAACUAUUGUCUCUUCUCAUUGAAUUCUAUGCUUAAUGGCAAUCUUGGCCGGAAGAACUUAGUAGAUUUCUAACAAUUGCAAAAUUAAGGAACAAUUUAAUUAAGGGGAAAAUACAAUUUGAAUUGAAACCCCCUUGGAUAAAUACAAGACUUAAAUUAA
Molecule: messenger RNA, 1559 nt
Organism: Anopheles gambiae (African malaria mosquito)
Lineage: Eukaryota; Metazoa; Arthropoda; Insecta; Diptera; Culicidae
Gene: Pbp45
Exons: 4
Coding region: 29-1063 (344 amino acids)
Biological process (GO): snRNA transcription by RNA polymerase III; snRNA transcription by RNA polymerase II
Cellular component (GO): snRNA-activating protein complex
Molecular function (GO): sequence-specific DNA binding
Source: RefSeq, a predicted model, not a curated record